Molecule: messenger RNA, 1878 nt
Organism: Procambarus clarkii (red swamp crayfish)
Lineage: Eukaryota; Metazoa; Arthropoda; Malacostraca; Decapoda; Cambaridae
Source: RefSeq, a predicted model, not a curated record
AUGGUCGAGUUUAGCUUCGACUGGGCUUCAGGAGCUCGCGGGAGCUUCGCUUGGGCGGACUACCUGGUCUUCAGCGUGAUGCUGGUGGCGUCCUUGGCCAUCGGGAUCUUCUACGCCGUCAAGAGCCGCCAUAAGGCCAACGAUGAGUUCCUCCUGGGGAGUCGAAGCCUCACUUGCUUCCCGGUGUCCAUGUCACUCCUCGCCUCCUACAUCUCAUCUAUCCUCGUGCUUGGGGGACCGGCGGAGGCGUAUUAUCACGGCUUGGAGUGGUGGUACAUCUGUGGAGGGCAGCUCGCUCUGGUGGCCGUCGCUCUCAUAUUUGUCCCGUUCUUCUAUGAGUUCAGAAUGACUUCGAUGUAUGAGUACUUGGAGCUGCGGUACGCCUCCCGCUGGGUGAGGAGCGUGGCUGGGGGCAUGUUUGUGAUCCAGAUGUUGCUGUACCAAGCUGUGGUCAUCUACGCCCCGGCCCUCGCCCUUGCCUCCGUCACCGACUUCCCCCUCUGGGUCUCCGUCAUCACCGUCGGCGUCAUAGCCUCCGUCUACACAGCUUUUGGCGGCAUGAAGGCCGUGGUGUGGACGGACGUGCUGCAACUGUCAGUGUUGUUGAUGGGACUGGUGGCCAUCGUGGUGAAGGGCGUGGCAGACAUGGGCAGCUUUCACCACGUCUGGCAGGUGGCCGUUGUCAACGCCCGCGCUGGGCCCUACACGUACGGAUACGCGCCACUCCAGCGUCACACCGCCUCUAACAUUGUAAUUGGCAGUUUGGUGAUGACUAUGUCACAGUACGCCUGUUCUCAGACGGCUGUCCAGCGCUACGCCAGCAUGAAGAACCUGACGCAUGUUUAUAUGGCCAUCUUCCUGGUGAUUCCUCUCUACGUCAUGCUCAUCUCCCUCGCACUGAUAGUGGGUUUGGUGAUAUUCGCGACGUACGAGGGAUGUGACCCCCUGGCGGCGGGUCUCAUUACUAAGAAGGACCAGAUCCUUCCCUUCUACGUCAUGGACCGGCUGAGCUCAGCUCCUGGGCUCCCGGGGCUCUUCGUCGCCUGCAUCUUCUCCGGCGCUCUCAGCACCAUCUCCUCCGGGGUCAACUCACAAGGGGCCGUGACCUGGGAGGACGUCUUCGCUAAAAUACCGAGAUUCGCUAAGCUUCCGAAGACCACUCAAGCCUGGCUCACCAAGCUGUUGGCUCUGGGUUAUGGGUUCCUGGCGGUGGGUCUGGCCUUCCUGGCGGGGAACUUGGGAGGAGUUCUUCAGGCAGCCAUCGCUGUCAUAUCCUCCGUGGCUGGACCUCUGCUGGCGGUGUUCCUCAUGGCUCUGUUUAUGCCCUUCACUAAUUCUAAGGGAGCCUGCACGGCGCUGAUCGUGGGUACCGGGGUAGCGUUGGGCUUCAGCUUCGGGGCCACGGCCAUUGGUCUCCAGCCGGAGCUGCUGCCCACCUCCACUGACGCCUGUCCGGCCAACCUCACCAUCCCUCCACCCAAGGACACUAUCCCACUCAGAGUGUCGGACCUGCAGUACCCGGAGAGGGUGCUUGGCCUCUCCUACACGCAGCUGGGGCCGCUGGGACUACUGGUGGGGCUCGUGACGGGCGUCCUCGUCAGCGUCGCCACAGGUAUGUCUGGAGGGCGACGCCUGGAGAGGUCCUUGGUUCAUCCCUGGGUGUGGUGGGCCGUGCCUGACCCCGACGACCUUACUGCUAAGGUCAAAGCUCUUUCCUAUGAUAACAAGAUGUCAUCCAAUUUUUGACAGCGAGAGCUUCGCUUGAUUGGAAUUAAAUAGAAAGCCAAAGUGAAGGGGAUGAGUCACAAUAACGUGGCUGAAGUAUGUUGACCAGACCACACACUAGAAGUUGAAGGGACGACGACGUUUCGGUCCGUC